GCCGGACACCGCCCCACCGUUUUCCAUUCCACCAAACCCGAAGCCCAUCAAAGCAAGCGGAGAUCGGAGCCACGCCGCCAUGGACGCCUCCCUCCUCCUCUCCGUCUCCCUCGCGCUGGUCUUGAUCCCGCUCUCCCUCGCGCUCCUCAGCCGGCUCCGCCACGGCCGCCUCCCGCCGGGCCCGCGGCCCUGGCCCGUGGUGGGCAAUCUGCUGCAGAUCAAGCCCGUCCGGUGCCGCUGCGUCCAGGAGUGGGCGGCGCGGUACGGGCCCAUCAUCUCCGUCUGGCUCGGGUCCGGGCUCACCGUGGUCGUCUCCACCUCGGAGCUGGCGAAGGAGGUGCUCAAGGAGCACGACCAGCAGCUCGCCGACCGCCCCCGGAACCGGUCCACGCAGCGGUUCAGCCGCAACGGGCAGGACCUGAUCUGGGCCGACUACGGCCCGCACUACAUCAAGGUGCGCAAGCUCUGCAACCUCGAGCUCUUCACCCCGAAGAGGCUGGAGGCGCUGCGCCCCAUCCGCGAGGACGAGAUCACCGCCAUGGUCGAGUCCGUCCACCGCGCCGCCACCGGUAAUGAAGCAAAGCCAAUGGUAGUGCGGAACCACCUUUCUAUGGUGGCCUUCAACAAUAUAACAAGGCUGGCGUUUGGGAAGCGGUUCAUGAAUGCAAACGGUGAGAUUGACGAACAAGGGCGUGAGUUCAAGACUAUUGUCAACAAUGGGUUGAAGAUUGGUGCGUCUCUCUCUGUUGCUGAGUAUAUUUGGUACUUGAGAUGGUUGUGCCCACUUAACGAGGAGCUUUACAAAACUCACAAUGAGAGAAGGGAUCGCCUGACAAUGAAGAUCAUUGAUGAGCAUGCUAAGGCUCUCAAGGAGAGUGGUGCCAAGCAGCACUUUGUGGAUGCACUGUUCACCCUCAAAGAACAGUAUGACCUUAACGAAGACACAGUUAUUGGACUUCUAUGGGACAUGAUCACUGCUGGAAUGGACACAACAGUCAUCUCAGUCGAGUGGGCGAUGGCAGAGCUAGUCAGGAACCCCAGAGUGCAGAAGAAGGUGCAAGAGGAGCUGGACCGUGUCGUCGGCCGCGACCGUGUCAUGUCCGAGACUGACUUCCAAAGCCUCCCCUACCUGCUAGCCAUCGUCAAGGAGUCGCUCCGGCUGCACCCGCCGACGCCGCUCAUGCUCCCCCACAAGGCCAGCACGAGCGUCAAGAUCGGCGGCUACAACAUCCCCAAGGGCGCCAACGUGAUGGUGAAUGUGUGGGCCAUCGCGCGCGACCCCAAGGUGUGGAGCAACCCGCUGGAGUUCAGGCCCGAGCGCUUCCUGGAGGAGAACAUAGACAUCAAGGGGAGCGACUUCAGGGUGCUGCCGUUCGGCGCGGGCAGGCGGGUGUGCCCCGGCGCGCAGCUCGGGAUCAACCUCGUGGCCUCCAUGAUCGGGCACCUCCUACACCACUUCGAGUGGUCCCUCCCGGACGGCACCAAGCCGAAGGAUGUCAAUAUGAUGGAGUCCGCCGGGGUCGUAACCUUCAUGGGCACGCCGCUGCAGGCCGUCGCCAAGCCGCGCCUGGAGAAGGAGGAGCUGUACAAGAGGAUCCCGUUUGAGAUGUAAGCUGCCUGCUGCAUCUUGAAGUUAACUGUUGGCCGUUUGGCGGGCUUUGCUUGCUGCUGCUGGUUAUACUGCUGCUGCUUUCCGCUAGGUGCUGGAUAGAACUGUUCGUGUUGUAAAAUGUGAGGUGUUAAUUGGCCUUUUAAUCUCAUAAAGUUAUCACACGCAGAUUGUUCAAAUGAUCAAUGUAUGCUCGUGUUUUUGUAUCUCUUUUUACAUAGUUUUUUUAUGGCCUAGUUAUAGUGAACAGAUCGUUUUACACAAUUCACUGUAUUUUUUCUCGAACUGA
This is a messenger RNA of Phragmites australis (common reed), 1898 nucleotides long. Its product is annotated as cytochrome P450 98A1-like. The transcript has 3 exons. The record is from RefSeq and is a predicted model, not a curated record. NCBI's taxonomy places the organism in Eukaryota, Viridiplantae, Streptophyta, Magnoliopsida, Poales, Poaceae. Gene Ontology annotation, molecular function: monooxygenase activity; iron ion binding; oxidoreductase activity, acting on paired donors, with incorporation or reduction of molecular oxygen. Bases 80 to 1612 code for a protein of 510 amino acids.